UAUCAUCCAACAAGAAAAAAUGGCCGACGCAAUCCUGUAUGGCGUUGCACAGAAGAUCAUUGAAACGUUGGGCUCCUCCACUCUCAAACAGAUUGGAUCCAUCUGGGGUGUCAAAGAUGAUCUCGAAAAAAUGAAGAACACUGUUUCCACCAUUCAAGCUGUACUUGUGGAUGCAGAGGAGCAACGGUUCAAGAACCACCAAGUCAAGGACUGGCUCAUGAAGCUCAGAGAUGCAGUUUUUGAUGCUGAUGACUUGUUGAGCGAGGUCUCCACUCAUGUGUUGCGGCAAAAUGUGAUGGGUGGUGAUAAAAUGGCAAAGAAGGUACGUAUUUUCUUUUCAAGUUCAAACCAACUCGUUUUUAGUCUUAACAUGGCUUGCAAAAUAAAAGCUAUGAGGGAGAGGCUUAAUGAUAUAUCAAAUGAUAGGGACCAAUUUCAGUUGAAGUUGGUAGGUUGUCCUUUAGAGACACGAGUUGUGACUAGGGGGAGGGAUCAAACUCACUCUUUUGUACCUGAUGAAGAAGUUAUCGGGAGAGAAAAGGAUAAGCAAGCCAUCAUAGAUCUGUUGUUGGACUUUGACGGGGAAGAUAAUGUUUCAUUCAUAUCAAUAGUGGGAAUUGGUGGGCUAGGAAAAACCACACUGGCCCAAUAUGUAUUCAAUGAUAAGAAGGUCCAAACUAAUUUUGAAUUGAAGAUAUGGGUGUGUGUCUCUGAUGUCUUUGAUAUUAAAACAAUUGUCGAAAUGAUAAUUGGAUCUACAACUAGUAAAAAACCCGAAAACCUAGACAUGGAUCCAUUGCAAAAUGAACUUCGUAGAACUAUCAACCAAAAGAAGUACUUACUUGUAUUGGAUGAUGUCUGGAAUGAGGAUAAUGAAAAUUGGUAUAAUUUGAAAAGACUUUUGAUGGGUGGUGCAAAGGGAAGUAAGGUGGUGAUAACUACGCGAACCAACAUGGUUGCGGAGAUUACUAGUACCAUCUCACCGUAUUUUCUAAAAGGCUUGUCAAGGGAUCAAUCUUGGUCAUUAUUGAAGAAAAUGGCAUUUAAAAAAGGCCAGGAGACCAUCAAUUCUAACCUCGAAGCAAUUGGGAUGGACAUAGUAGAAAAAUGUCAAGGAGUACCUCUUGCUAUAAGGACAAUAGGAAAAGUCUUAUUCUUCAAAAAAACUGAAGUUGAGUGGUCAUACAUCAAGAAUACUAAACUCACGGAUGUAACUCAAUUAAAAGAUGGUAUUAUGCCGGUUUUAAAAUUGAGUUACAAUUAUCUCCCAUCACAUUUAAAAUGUUGUUUUGCAUAUUGUUCAUUGUUUCCCAAAGAUUAUUUGAUCGAUAAGUUGACAUUGAUACAAUUAUGGAUAUCAUAAGGUUUUAUCCAAUCAUCUGAGGAGAGCCGUGAACUAGAGCAUGUUGCCAAUGAGUACUUCAUGGAGCUACUUUGGAGAUCCUUCUUCCAAGAAGCAGAAGAAGAUGGAGGCAUGAAUAGGAAGUUUAAAAUGCAUGACUUAAUCCAUGAUCUUGCACAAUAUGUAUCAAAUACUGAUUGUAUACUGGUUGAUACUAGUGCAAAAAAUGUGAAAGAAAAAGGACGCCAUCUAUCGUUUCCAUUUUACAAUGUUUCAUUCUUUGAGGAGAAUUUAAGCACCUUGGUAAAAGCAAAUAAGAUUAGAACAUUUAUAUUGGCAAACAAUAAUUGGAAGUAUGAUCAUGGAACAAUUGAAGAAUUAACUCUCAAAACUCUUAUUUCUAGUUUUAGAUACUUGCGUGCCUUGGACUUACAUGGUUUAAAAUUUAAUAUAUUGCCAAAUGCCAUUGGUAAGUUGAUGCAUCUGAAGUACCUUGAUCUCUCCUAUAAUGAAAUUGAAGUUCUCCCUAGUUCUAUUACUAGAUUAGUGAAUUUGCAAACAUUAAAGCUCUCUUGUUGUACUAAUCUUAAGGAGUUACCAACAAAUUUUCAAAAAUUGGUUAGCCUCAAGUACGUUUACAUAAAUAAUUGUGAGAAUUAGACUCUUAUGCCAUAUGGAUUUGGGCAAUUGACUUCUCUUCAAACAUUAGAUCUCUCUUGUUGUACAAUGCUUCGGGAAUUACCAACAAAUAUUCGAAAAUUGGUCAGCCUCAAACACCUCGACAUAAAUGGUUGUAAGAAUUUGUCUCAUAUGCCCCGUGAAUUUGGGCAAUUGACUUCUCUUCAAACAUUAAAUCUCUCUCAAUGUGAAAAGCUAAGUGAGUUACCAGCUGACAUGCAAAAAUUGGUCAGCCUCAGGGACCUUAACAUAAAUGGUUGUGAGAAUUUGACUCAUAUGCCAAAUGAAUUAGGACAAUUGACUUCUCUUCAAACAUUAAAUAUAGGCAAUUGUAAGAAGUGCCAAUAUUUGCCACCGCUAUAUCAACUCCCAUCUCUCCGACAACUACAUAUUCGGGAAAUGUAUGGGCUGGAGUACAUGACAGACGGUGAUAUCAAUGAUGAGAUAUCUGCUUCACUUGCAUCACCAUCAACAUUUUUCCCAUCUCUUGAGAGAUUCUAUCUCGAGAAUUGCCCAAAUCUAAAAGGAUGGUGGGGGAGGGAUAUUGUGGAUAAGGGCAAGGAGGCAACAGCGACAUCAACAAUACCCUUGCCUUCCUUUCCGUGUCUUUCAUUUUUUAGUUUCUGGGAUUGCCCUAAGAUGACGAAUUGGAUGCCGCUAUUUCCAAAUCUUGAAGGGCUCUAUAUGAUUAAUACCAGCUGGAAGCCAUUGGAACAGACGAUUGAGAUGAAGACGAUGAAUACGGCUUCUACAUUUCCGUCCUCUUCCUCCUCCCCUCUCUCCAAAUUAAAGGAUUUGUAUAUGAGGGAGGUGCAGGACUUGGAGUCUCUGCCAGAGGAGUGGUUGAAAAGCCUAACUUCUCUUAAGAGAUUAGAGAUUUGGGAGUGUCCCAAUCUGACGUCGGUUCCCGAAGGGAUGAGUCAACUCACCUCUUUACAGACCCUGAAUAUUUGUGGUUGUCCCCCAUUAGAGCAAAGAUGCGAGAAGGAAAAUGGAGAGGAUUGGGCCAAUAUUUCUCACUUCCCUGAAAGAACAAGAGGAUUUCAAAUGGGAGAAUCACAGAGAUUUAAGCCAAGCUUGAGCAACUCUCUUGCACACGAAAGGACGGAGACGCACACCUUGCUGCUUUAGGGAAGCGCUCAGAGGGGAGAAGACAGCAAGAGGGAAAUCACUGUGAUCGUGGCAUGUACUGUAGAAGAAGAUGGAGACGUCAUUAUGGAUUUAGAGCAAAUGGAUGAGCUAGAAGAAGCUAUUGUUGACGUCUGACAAGUUGGUAUGUAAGAUUCUUCUAGACAACGGGCCGUUUCAUACAUGGAUGAUGAUGAAGGAAAAAAAACAAAAACACAUUGAAAUAGUUUGAAGCACAAAGCAAACUUUGAAAGGGUGCCAGCAGGAAACAGGGGACAAUUGGUAAAAAUUGCUCACCUAGAGUUUGGAGGGAAUGAACCUGUCCAUCAGAGUUGGUGCUUAUUCAAAAGUUUAGGGCUCUGUAAUUGUGCAACAAGCCAGCUAUUGAAGCAUGGGUAAAUUAAGGUUUUAUAGCUUACAAUCAUGGCUUGCUUCAAAGAGUUUGAAUUAUAAAAGUAAUGAACAAUGGAAUAUAUACAAGACAAAAUCAAGGUUAUAGUGUCUUUUAGGCUCCAUCCAAAGGUAAUUUUAGCUGUACAUAAGAAAUUACUGUGAAAUCUGCUGGAGCUGCUGCCAUGGAUUGUGUACAAGAAGUUGAAGAAGAAAUAUAACAUCACCAGCAUGAAGCUGCUUAAACUUGGGCUGAUUCUAUAAAUGGCUGGGAGCUACUCCCUAUGCAUUCAAGUGCAAGAUAUGCACAUUAUAUUACAAACAUUGGUUCCACCGGGAAACCUUCUAAUACAAGUUUCAUCGUGGGAGGUGAAUAUAAGAAACAAGACAGUCUGCAACAUCAUUUCAAUUUUUCUUGAAUUAUUGGGCUUUGAUGAUUUAAUUGGUUUCAAAAGUGAUGGGGAAAAAGAAUGUCAUGAUAUUGAUGAGCCAAGCUUGUGGUAUGGGAGGAGAAUUGGGUUCAAAGAUGAUUGGAUUUGCAGAGAAGACAGCCCUCAUGAGUCAUGACUGUAAUCAUGUUUGGAAGCAAGUGUGUGUUGAGUUAUACACUAGAAACCAGUUGCGUUGAUGUUAACAAGGCCUGUGGUUUGGAUGGGCUUUUGCACUACAUUUUGUUGCUGAUGUGGACUUUGCCAUUUCAACUGAGCUUACUAAGCUCUUGCUUGAUGCUUCUGCACUUCAAUAUGUCUUGUUGUAUACUGUUGACUAUGUACAGUACACCUUGUUCGUUUUAUUCUUGCUGUUUCUUUGCUCUGUAGUAAUUGUAUUUAAAUAAAUAUAGUGUAAUAGAACAUAUAUAUAUUUGGUGUGGAUGUUGAUUUCUAUAAUCAUGCAUUUUGGAUA
Quercus lobata is the source of this 4441-nucleotide messenger RNA. Its product is annotated as putative disease resistance protein RGA3. NCBI's taxonomy places the organism in Eukaryota, Viridiplantae, Streptophyta, Magnoliopsida, Fagales, Fagaceae. Gene Ontology annotation, molecular function: ADP binding. Bases 20 to 1363 code for a protein of 447 amino acids. The record is from RefSeq and is a predicted model, not a curated record. The transcript has 6 exons.